Molecule: messenger RNA, 1539 nt
Organism: Aspergillus luchuensis
Lineage: Eukaryota; Fungi; Ascomycota; Eurotiomycetes; Eurotiales; Aspergillaceae
Product: Zn(II)2Cys6 transcription factor
Exons: 6
Coding region: 1-1539 (512 amino acids)
Biological process (GO): positive regulation of transcription by RNA polymerase II
Cellular component (GO): nucleus
Molecular function (GO): zinc ion binding; transcription cis-regulatory region binding; DNA-binding transcription factor activity, RNA polymerase II-specific
Source: RefSeq, a predicted model, not a curated record
AUGGCAUCUGCUCCGAACAUGUCGGCUGAAACUCAUCGUCGCUCUGGCUGCUUUCAGUGUAAAGCCGUUAGCCUGCGCUGCAUUGGGAGUGUGCCUCGCUGCACUCGAUGUAGGACACUGGAUCUGACGUGUGAGGAGUUUUCCUUCGUGGAGGAACCCGUGGAACAAGGAGUUAGUCUAGGCCGUAGAGGAACGUGUUCAAAACAGCAAAGAGGUAUCCUCAGCCUAAGCAAUUCUAAGCCUACCCAUCGAAAGAUGAUAUCGCUAGAUGCGUACAGUGGGCGGUGGGUAUUCCUCAAUCUCACCACGAAGAAUUAUCUCGAGGACACGGGUGAGGUAGACUAUGAUUCCGACGAAGACACAGCCAUGAAGGAUGUUUCUGGUGAACCAGAUGAUGCGCUUCAACUACGGUCCAUUCUAAGCCAUCCGCUGUCGGAAUACUCCCACUCUGAAAGCUAUCUUCUCCAGUACUUUAUCCAGAGCAUUGGGCCGGAUUGUUCUCUCAGCAGCAAUGACAACCCAUACAUCAACUUGCUGACACCACUUGCUUUCUGCCAUCCCGCUCUCCGGAACGCUAUGGUGUCUGUGGCAGCUAAUCAGCUUCGCUUGCUUGGUGAUGCACGAUAUGCCAAUGAGGCGGCAUUAUACAAGAAUAGAGCGAUACAGGGAUUGCAGCAGGCAGUCGAGCUUCGAAAUAUAGAUGAUGGCAUCAUAGGCACUAUCUUGAUGCUCUGCUUCUAUGAUAUUUCGGAUAAGUGCGAUUCAUCCUGGGUGCAACACCUCGAAGCAGGUCUGGACCUUCUAAACUGCUUGCCUUUGACUGCCUCCUCAAGCCAGGGAUUGCGCAAGUUUUUCCAAAUGUAUUUCAUCGCCCACGAUAUCAUGCGUCGAACGGCAACGCCAGGAAUGGUUAAUGAAAAUGGGCGAUAUGGUUGGUCAGAAUACGAUAAUCUUGACGAGAUCGAUACAAUAAUGGGUUGCUCACGACGACUCAUGGGCAUCAUCGAUGAUAUUUCUGAUCUUCCUUCUGACGGCAAUACGGUAAAUGUUAUGAGAAACGCCGGACCUGCCGAUACCUACAUAAUAAGAGCACAUCGCCUUAGUUGCGACCUAAUCAAUCUCACCCAGACCCUCCCGGCCCACCUCCAACACAGAGAAGAUAUAGUUCGGAUCGCCGAAACGAAGCGUCUAGCAGCAUUCCUGUACCUAAUCGAGCGGGUGAGCUCCACUACCUAUCGCAGGCAAUUUAUCCCAAGAACGGAUAAACGGACGCUAGUGAGCAAAUUGAUAGAUCUCAUCUCGAGCCUUCCUGAUUCCGCGACCUUACUAUGGCCAUUAUAUAUUCUCGGACAGACCGCACAGGAUGAUCAGGAUCAUCGCCGGUUUGUUAUGGAUCGACUAGAGCGGAUAGAACGGACACGGAACCUAGGGAGUGUGCGACGAGCGAGGACAGCGAUGAAAGAUACGUUUCGGAUCAUGGACAUGCGAUACUCGGCUCAGAAGAGGGACGGGAGGUUUGGUAAUAUUAGUCUGGCUUGA